AUGGAGCGAGAACAUAUUAUUCAUAUAUUGGCUGGCGCGCUCUGCACUGGUGUAUGCUUCACUGGCGCGCUCUCCACUGGUGUAUACUUCACUGGCGCGCUCUCCACUGGUGUAUACUUCACUGGCGCGCUCUCCACUGGUGUAUACUUCACUGGCGCGCUCUCCACUGGUGUAUACUUCACUGGCGUGCUCUCCACUGGUGUAUGCUUCACUGGCGCGCUCUCCACUGGUGUAUACUUCACUGGCGCGCUCUGCACUGGUCGCGCUCUCUCUCCACUGGUGUAUACUUCACUGGCGCGCUCUCUCUCCACUGGUGUAUACUUCACUGGCGCGCUCUCCACUGGUGUAUACUUCACUGGCGCGCUCUCCACUGGUGUAUACUUCACUGGCGCGCUCUCCACUGGUGUAUACUUCACUGGCGCGCUCUCCACUGGUGUAUACUUCACUGGCGCGCUCUCCACUGGUGUAUACUUCACUGGCGCGCUCUCCACUGGUGUAUACUUCACUGGCGCGCUCUCCACUGGUGUAUGCUUCACUGGCGCGCUCUCUACUGGUGUAUGCUUCACUAGCGCGCUCUCCACUGGUGUAUACUUCACUGGCGCGCUCUCCACUGGUGUAUGCUUCACUGGCGCGCUCUGCACUGGUGUAUGCUUCACUGGCGCGCUCUGCACUGGUGUAUGCUUCACUGGCGCGCUCUGCACUGGUCUAUGCUUCACUGGCGCGCUCUCCACUGGUGUAUACUUCACUGGCGCGCUCUCUCUCCACUGGUGCGCGCUCUCUACUGGUGUUUACUUCACUGGCGCGCUCUCCAUUGGGGUAUACUUCACUGGCGCGCUCUCCACUGGUGUAUGCUUCACUGGCACGCUCUCCACUGGUGUAUACUUCACUGGCGCGCUCUCCGCUGGUGUAUACUUCACUGGCGCGCUCUCCACUGGUGUAUACUUCACUGGCGCGCUCUUCACUGGUGUAUACUUCACUGGCGCUCUCUCCACUGGUGUAUACUUCACUGAGGCGCUCUCCACUGGUGUAUACUUCACUGGCGCGCUCUCCUCUGGCAAGGGCAUGUCUCUGAAGGCAGCUAGGAAGCAUUUACUUCUGGCUCAUGACGACAAGAUAAUUUCAGACGAUGAGUUUGUUCUUUUGUACGAUUUUAACAAGUCAACAAACUUGGAUUUGCCUUACGAUCAAUAUCCACUUUUCGAUCUGGACGCAAUGCAAAACGACGAGUGUUUGGCUGAGUUUCGGUUCAGAAAAAAUGAUAUACCUACUCUGGCAGAAGUUUUGAGGAUACCGGACUAG
Messenger RNA from Nematostella vectensis (starlet sea anemone), 1299 nucleotides. RefSeq names its product trophinin-like. Lineage: Eukaryota; Metazoa; Cnidaria; Anthozoa; Actiniaria; Edwardsiidae. The transcript is spliced from 5 exons. The record is from RefSeq and is a predicted model, not a curated record. The coding region runs from base 1 to 1299 and encodes 432 amino acids.